Molecule: messenger RNA, 1025 nt
Organism: Anopheles funestus (African malaria mosquito)
Lineage: Eukaryota; Metazoa; Arthropoda; Insecta; Diptera; Culicidae
Gene: ATPsynB
Product: ATP synthase subunit b, mitochondrial
Exons: 3
Coding region: 124-834 (236 amino acids)
Biological process (GO): proton motive force-driven ATP synthesis
Molecular function (GO): proton transmembrane transporter activity
Source: RefSeq, a predicted model, not a curated record
GCUCAAAAGCAAAAAGUCAAAAUCUUCGUAGACGACCGACAUCUUUUCCUCGGUGCGACUUGAAGUGCAAGAAGCAGGUCCUCCGUAUCAGCCAGCGAAAAAUUCCAGCCGAACCAAACGAAAAUGCUGUCCAGAGCGGUGCUUUUGUCAGCUGCCAAGAAGCCAGCAGCACUUGUUCUGGCUCGCGGUGCUGCCAGCCAGCCUGAACGUCCGAAGCGGCCAGAGCAUGGAGGAAAGGUUCGUCUCGGUUUCUUGCCGGAAGAAUGGUUCACCUUUUUCUACAACAAGACGGGAGUUACCGGUCCGUACGUGUUUGGUGCCGGUCUUUUGACUUACCUGUGCUCCAAGGAAAUCUACAUUAUGGAACACGAAUACUACAACGGUCUGUCGCUGGCCAUCAUGGUUGUGUACGCCGUAAAGAAGUUCGGACCCUCUUUGGCCGGCUAUCUGGACAAGGAAGUCGACAAAAUCGAAGAUGAGUGGAAGGAAAGCCGCGAGAACAACAUCCAGCAGCUGACCCAAGCCAUCGAGGAUGAAAAGAAGGAACAGUGGCGUGCAGAAGGCCAGACGAUGCUAAUGCAGGCCAAGAAGGAGAACGUUGCACUUCAGCUGGAAGCCGCCUAUCGCGAACGUGCCAUGAACGCUUACCAAGAAGUGAAGAAGCGUCUGGACUACCAGGUCGAGCGCCAGAAUGUGGAUCGUCGCAUCUCGCAGAAGCACAUGGUUGACUGGAUCGUGAACAAUGUGGUAAAAUCGAUCACGCCAGACCAGGAAAAGGAGAACCUAAACAAGUGCAUUGCUGACCUCGGUGCACUGGCUGCUAGAUCGAAGUAAAUCAUGUUUUAGCGCUUCUGUUAGCCUAUGGUGGGCAUGGCGCAGAAUUGAAAUCAACAAAUUGUUAGAAUGUGCAAUGCACUGCGUUAGACGUCUGCGGAACACGGGCUCAUUAGCAUCGUGUAUCGAUGUAGCUACCAACAAACAACACGUCUAUAAGUAAUAAACGAUAUCGAUACUUGUCACAGUAA